This is a messenger RNA of Penicillium diatomitis, 2712 nucleotides long. RefSeq names its product putative C6 transcription factor (Ctf1B) (gene farB1). The transcript is spliced from 3 exons. The record is from RefSeq and is a predicted model, not a curated record. Gene Ontology annotation, molecular function: DNA-binding transcription factor activity, RNA polymerase II-specific; DNA binding; zinc ion binding. Bases 1 to 2712 code for a protein of 903 amino acids. Gene Ontology annotation, biological process: DNA-templated transcription; regulation of DNA-templated transcription. NCBI's taxonomy places the organism in Eukaryota, Fungi, Ascomycota, Eurotiomycetes, Eurotiales, Aspergillaceae.
AUGAGUAGUGCGACAACCGCCACAAUGACCGAGACCGACUCGGCGAAACGCAAGUCCUCAGUUGCCGGUCUGACCGGCCAUAACCGUCCUGUCAAACGUCGUGCGUCCAAAGCAUGUUGCUGCUGCAGGGCUCGCAAAGUACGCUGCGACGUAGUGGAGAAUGGUUCUCCCUGCACAAAUUGUCGCCUGGAUCAGGUCGAGUGUGUGGUAACGGAGAGUAAACGCAGAAAGUUUGUCAUCACCAUUCAAAACGCUGAUCUGAAAUUUUCACAUCAAUUCUUCCGCAGGUCGCGCGUUGAUAUGGAUAUCAAUCACACUUCGGACUCACCCGGAGACAUAUCUGAAGAGAAUCCCUUAGGCUCGCUAGGACCUCUUCACGGUUUCGCCGAGAGGGAGCCGACUUCGCCCUCGUCGAACUCGGUCGAUAUUGACCAUGGCCACCAUAUGCCUCACUUGUUGUAUCAGUCACAAGCUCAGCGAAUUGGCUCAGAUAAUCACUACCGUCGCCGAAUGGCCCCCAGUCCAGCCGUUCCUUCAUCAUUACCGCUUACGAAUGCUCCUUUGCAAUUCCAGCAGUUCCUCGACCCGCACUUUGGACUAACGCAACCGAAACCCCGUUCGUUACCUGAUUACAUUCGCGCUCUGCCAUCUCGACUUCAAAAUGAAGAUAUCGAUUACCUGGCCGCCAAGGGCGCCCUCACUAUCCCUGAUGUGAACCUGCGCAACGAAUUGAUCAAGGCGUAUAUUCACUACGUGCACACUUAUAUGCCAUUGCUGGACUUGGAAGAGUUUCUUGAGACUAUUGUGCACAAUGACGGCGUUCGUCGAAUCAGUCUGCUUCUUUUCCAGGCCGUCAUGUUCGCUGGUAUGGCUUUUGUCGAUAUGAAGCAUCUCCAGGCGGCUGGAUACCAUACCAGGAAAGCCGCUCGCAAGAUUUUCUUCCAACGUGCGCGGCUUCUCUACGAUUUUGACUAUGAAGUGGAUCGCAUUUCUCUGGUGCAGUCACUGCUCUUGAUGACCUACUGGUACGAAACCCCCGACGAUCAGAAGGACACCUGGCAUUGGAUGGGCGUGAGUCUUUCUCUGGCCCACACCAUUGGAUUACAUCGUGAUCCGGGCAACUCCCGGAUGGAACGUCGCCGCCAACGCAUGUGGAAACGCAUCUGGUGGAGUACCUAUACACGCGACCGGUUGAUUGCACUGGGUAUGCGACGCCCAAUGCGCGUCAAGGACGAUGAUUGCGACGUCCCCAUGCUCACCUUGGACGACUUUGAAUUCCACUCCUUCUCUCCGGAGAUUGUGAAGAUGGUAGGCAAUUCGGAGAUCCUGCAGAAUGUCAGCCACCAGCGAGAGUUGGCCCUGAUGUUCAUUGAAAAAGCCAAGCUAUGUCUCUGUGUGAGCCACGUGCUCUCGGCUCAAUAUUCCGUCUUGAGUCACAAGUUUGGCGGAACAAUGGAGACGACCAUGAUGCUGGUACCGAAGAAGUCGACCGCCGAGACAUACGAGGUGCGGCGCUGUGACCAAGAACUGGAGGACUGGCGGGCCAAUCUUCCCAUGGAGACUCGAUACUCGCCCUCGGAAGGUGCUAAACUCUCCGAGGCCCAAGAGGUUCUGCACUCCCACCGGGCGUUGUUGAAAAUGGUCUACUUGACCACCUCCAGUGCGCUGCAUCGCCCUCAGGUUCUCCCCGCUAUCCCUUACCCUUCUACCGAUGCCGAGUUACAGGAAAUGUCGCGCAACAAAGUUCGCUUUGCCGCGAUUGAAAUCACCAACAUUGCCCAGGAUCUGCACGUCCUCGACUUGACUCGAUACUACCCAACGACCGGCGUCACGGUCUUACUGCCCGCUGUGAUCAUCCAUCUCCUGGACAUCAAGUCCACCGAUCCCAGUGUUCGAAUGACGAGUUUGCAGCGAUUUUACCAAUGCAUGCGAAUUCUCCAGCGCUUGCGCGAGAUUUACGCCUCGGCUGAUUUUGCCACCUCAUUCCUCGAGGCGGCCAUUCGCAAAGCGGGCAUUCAACUCACCGUUGCCCCUCAAGAUGUGCAAUCGUCGCGCCCUCGCCCCAGUCGGAAAUCCACGGCUGAUGUGACAACGGCCUCUGCCUCUGCUCCGACGGCCAACAACUACACCUCGACGACCACUGAUCCUCUGAACCUCCUGAAUCGUCCCAGCGCCCUAACACCGCCGCCGGAUUCAUUGGCUCAAAAGAUCCCAGACUUGACCUACCCUCAGACACGACCCACACCGACUCGCCCUCAACCUACCACAGAUCUGUUCGCCUCUACUCCUCCACACUCCGACAGCAGCGAGAACGGCAGCACCAACAACGUCAACCCCAGUUACGCCUCUCACGACGCAUUUGCAAUUCCCGACCUCAACUCCGAGAUGAGUCUGACAGAACUGAUGGAUCUUGCCAACGAUGCCGAAGUCACACAGAACGAUUUUGACGCUUUGAUCAACUUUGACGACGCCGGCGCCGAUCUCUUCACGGAACACGCUUCACAGCAGCCAGAGCACUCUGUUCCUGGCGUGGGCGCCGAAGAAAAGGCCUACGAAUUUGAUAUGAAGGCUUUGGGAUUUGAUACCGAUUCUAAAGUGUUUGAUUUUACCCAUCUGACGGACUCUCAUUCUGAAGACCGCGGCCAUGGACUUUCAACCGAGGCUCAACGCACAAGCCUGGACGCCAAUCUCGGAAUGGGAUUUGACGAGUGA